This is a messenger RNA of Aedes aegypti (yellow fever mosquito), 1239 nucleotides long. RefSeq lists its product as uncharacterized. The record is from RefSeq and is a predicted model, not a curated record. NCBI's taxonomy places the organism in Eukaryota, Metazoa, Arthropoda, Insecta, Diptera, Culicidae. Bases 17 to 1156 code for a protein of 379 amino acids. The transcript is spliced from 3 exons.
GUUGCGACGGUUGCACAUGGUUGGUCAAUCCUUGGUGGAAACACUCAGUACCAAAACUCCUUAUCUCAGUCACUAUCAACCGAUAAAGCCUUUGCCGGGAUACUUCCGUAGCGUAGUUACUAUUACGUUACCCCUUUCACCAAUGCCGAUCGAGUUACUGGCUGUGCACGUGGACGACGGAAAUCGUACGGCCGUUGAGUUCUACAGGUGGAACAAGAAGGAUUCGCAGUUCCAUAUUGCUAAAGGUUUUCCACCCAUCACUUAUCCGACCCUUCAGAUCACCAAGACGAAACGAAUCGUCUUAGGUGGCGUGCAGAACCUCUUCGUUGAAUACUACGACCACAGCCGUCAUCUGUAUCGACAGUCCAUCCUUGACCUCGAAGCGCCGGACUUCACAGCACCUAAGAAGACACCGAAGUUCACCUCGAUCUACGAGUUCAACAGUUCACUACCCAGGGAUAUUGUGGCACUGAAGGUCUUGGAUCUGGACUGCGUCGGACUCUACUCGCCUCACAUCGAUGGGCUAAACGUGUACUGCCUCCAGUUGGAGAAUCUGGUGUACUACUUGAAGUUCCAUCAACUGCUUACCACGCCCGCCGUCAAGCAAGCUCUUCACCUAGACGGACGAUUGAUCCUACUGAGCAGAGAUAGCCUAUUGCAAGUGUGGCGACCACGGGCCGACUACAAACUAGGUCUCUUGCAGCUAAUCAAAAUAGCCCAUCCGACUUCGCUAACCGUAGCCAAAUUCGAGCAGCAGCUGUUCAUCGCCAUUAAUUCGGACCAGGCACUGACCGAGGCGUCCGCCCAUCACGGUUCCAUAGAGAUUUGGCGCGAUCUACGACCUCAGCAUCACAAUAGCACCUUCACCAAGUAUCAAACCAUCCUGACCAAGAUGCCCAAGCAGAUCCAGUUCUCGGUCCUGGCAACCACUUCGGAACUGAUGCUGUACACUUUGACGGAGAAUCCGUUCCACCCGUUGGUGAUCUACCGCUACGAGGGUGUGGCCGGAUUCCGCGAAUAUCUGACGAGCAACGCGCUGCGAACCAGCAGUAAGCGGUUCACGGUGGUCAAACUGGAUCGCAAACAGCGGGAACUGUUGGCGUUGGUGAGCGAUCGGGAAGUGACGUGGAUCGAAGCUGUCAUAAAAAGGAGGUAGGGAAUUUAUGUAGAUUUGUACGCACGUACAAAACCUGGUUUUGUUGAUUAGUUUUGUAAUAAAAUGUUUCGUUCUACGUUCGA